Messenger RNA from Neltuma alba, 2238 nucleotides. RefSeq names its product translation initiation factor IF3-1, mitochondrial-like. The record is from RefSeq and is a predicted model, not a curated record. The transcript is spliced from 9 exons. Bases 236 to 1666 code for a protein of 476 amino acids. NCBI's taxonomy places the organism in Eukaryota, Viridiplantae, Streptophyta, Magnoliopsida, Fabales, Fabaceae. Gene Ontology annotation, molecular function: translation initiation factor activity; ribosome binding. Gene Ontology annotation, biological process: ribosome disassembly; translational initiation.
UCUAGGCCGCGUAACCCCACUCCUCGUCCGGUCGUCCCUUCCCUGCGCGCGGGAGCAAUUUCCAGUUCGGGCGCAAGGGUAGCUGGUAAGGCUGUAUGUAACUGUUAAAGCCGCUCUGAGUCGCUGUUUGAAAAACUAACUUUCCUCUGGGCUAAAGGAUCGACCUCUCUGCCAAACGAAUAGUGUCAUGAUAGUGGUUUAUUAGUUUCCAGGUCUCUUUUACUGCACAUAAGUAAUGGCGUAUUGGUGCCGAAUCGGGCAAUCUAAGUUGAAAAUCUUGUCCACCCAAUUUCGAAGAUGUUACAUUCAACUCCCCAGCGCAUCUUUAUUGAAUUCCAUCACGCAUCGGAAUACCCGCGUUUCUGAGAGACCAAGCUGGAUUUUUCGAAGUAGAUCCACUGAUGUUUAUAAUAACGCAAGGUUUUUCGCUGCCCCUGCUCAGUCGAAGACGAAGAUGGACAACAGUGAGCCGCGAAUAAAUGAAGAAAUUACUGCGCAGUUUAUCAGGCUUGUAGUUGAUGAUGAACAUUCAAUAGUUUCUAGGCUUGAAGCAUUACAACGCGCUAGGCGGCUCAAGCUUGAUUUGGUGGAGGUUCAGAAAAAUGGAAAACCGCCUGUCUGCAAAAUUAUGGACUACCACAAGGAAAAGUACAAACAACAAGAAAGGGAAAAGGAGCGGGCUAAAAGCAAGUCAGAGUUGAGUUUGAGAAAAGGGCCUGGCAAGGAAAUACGCUUUUCUGCCAAAGCAGAACUAAAAGACCUGAAGAUGAAAGCAGAUAUGGUUAGAAAAUUAAUGGAGAAGGGUUACCGGGUGAAGUGCAGGGCAUUAGGAGGAGCUGGAGAUCAGGACGUUGAAGGAAUAUUAUCGCGCUUUUCUGCUUUGUUAGAAGAUGUGUCUGUCGUGGAAAGUGGACCGCAUCUGGGGAAAAAAGAAGCUUAUGUGAUUGUCAGGCAUAUCAAAUUUGGGCUACCAAAGAAAGGUGGUGCCCGUGGGAAAAAGUUGCAAGAUGCGAUGAAUAACUCUGUUGAGGCUCAAGAGGCUAGCGACGUUGAUGAAGAUCCGAAUGAAAGUCCUGCUGAAUCAGGGUUUGAGACAGAGGAAGAAGUGCUUUCUGAUGGUUAUAAGCAUGUGUCACUUGUGAUGGACAGGGCUAACUCGGCUGAUACUGGAACAAAUGCUGUACACAAAGAAGGCUCACCAUCAAAACGUAAUUUAGAGCCUCCUGCUAUGGUUGAGAAUAGGUACAGACGAAAUAAUCAACCGUCUAUCACACAAGAGCAGCCAACGAUGACUGAGAAUAGAUACAAACGAAAUAAUUCCCCAUCUACCUCACAAGACCAUCCUGCUGUGACUGAGAACAGAUACAAACGACCGGAUUCUCGUAUGAAUAAUUUUCCAUCUACGGCACAACAGCCUUCAGUUGUGAUAGAGAAUAGGUACAAAAGAGCUGAUCCAAGAAUCAGUUUCCAACAAACGAUAUCACGGGACAAUUCUGUUUUGAAUAGCAGAGGACCUGAAGCAAGAGGCGCAUUCAGGUCACCACCCUCAGAUUUUAAUCAGAACAGGCAGGCCAUGCCCGGUUCUUGUGCUAAAACAGAAGCAUUCAAGCAAUCCAGAUCAAGAAACCCAAUGCCUCCUUUUGACGAUAUGGGCAGGGUGGAAUAACUCAUUCUAGCGCUUCUAACGCCCCAAGAUCUGGUUAUGGUAUUUGUGGUGCUAAUAAAAGCCUUGAUACGCCUGAUGCGUGAACAGGAAUGCAUGGGAAAAGAGAAGGUUCUCUUAUGAUUCUGCUCAACAUUGUAGCUCGAGUUCCUCAGCAACUUUGACAGGGUGUUGAGUAGAGAUGUGUGGUAGUCUCGGUAUGAUGCAUUAACGCUGGGGAUUCUGCAGUAGUGAGCUGAAUCAUGAUCCCCAACAGUUCAUCAAAGUCAAGCAAGAUAGGAUAGCAAAUGUAAUAGUGAUAAAAGCAAAUGAUAUUUAGGUCCAGUGAGUGUUCAACGAGGCCAGUAGCUUCAUUUGUUUUGUUUAAACAAUAAGGUUACUUAUUUAUAUUUCUUCGCAUUUGCUUGGAGCUGAACAGCCUUGGAGGCCCUUCCUUUUCCAUCCUUACUUGACCCUGGAAAAGGGGUUUUCCACUGGCUGCCCGAUAAAACCUGUCGUCUGAUUUUUGAAGCUUUCUCAUUUACAGAGACUUGAUUUAUGUGAGCACUCUAUGAUCUUAUCAGCUAAUUUCCGUA